GUUUGUAGAGGAAAACACAUCAAUUUGAAGACGGAAAUACAUUGCGACGGCUUCCAACUGCCACCCCAGCAGAUACAAAGCAGAUACAUGUCUUUUAUACAUUUUGCACUGUGAUUUUUGAAAGAAUCAUUGUAAACAAGUCAAGAAACGUUAAAGUGACAAUCAAAAUGACAAAUUAUAAUCCGUAACCCCCCUGUAGAGCGCAAGGACGCAGACAACAUACAUAAAUUUAGAAGUCUGUUAUUGUUACCUUUCAAGUUUCAAUAACGUUAAAUUGUUGUUUCUUUUCAUUGAUAAGCUAGAAAACGUUUAAUUGCGAAGAGAAGGGGCUAAAUUUCAACGAAGCGAUGCCGUUUUGUCGAACGACAAGUACAUGGGCGACAAAUAUAGCAACUGAAGACGAAGGUCGCAGACAGUAUGUGGUUCAACUGAAACGCGACGUUAACUGUUGCGAGGACAAAUACAAACUAUUUGUUGACAAUGAAGAAAAGGAAAACGACUUAACAGAUAAUCCCUGUAGUCCACUUUGUUGUAAAGGCGGUAGUUACCAGUGGCAGGAUCAUGGGCACGAAUUCAAUUUAGUCUACAAUGCUCUGUCCCUGACUGGAGUUGUUGGCAAACACCGUCUGUUCAUUGAUGAUGUUGAUUGCAACACGGGCCGUGAAUUUGGAGAGUUUUUCCGCCGUCGUGGAUAUCAGUUCAUUGUAUUUGGUUUCCUCAUUUUACUUGCUGGUGUUAUUUGGGCUUCAAUAUUUCGCUUUAUUAUUCACUCGUCUUCAGUCUCGGUAGUUGGUUACGCUUUCAUUAUAGCGGGUUUAAUUUGGAUGAUAACUGGUAUUAUUCCUGUACUACGAUACAGAAAUUCUCGGCCUGCUUACUCACGACCAGUUCAUUUCGAUGCAGAAGGGCCAAAAGAUGAAGGCGUACUUGAUCUGUAAUUUGUGGAUAAACGACAUUGAUAUAUACACACAUGUAGUAGCAAGGCAAAUAGGUAAUGGACCACCUUUGAGAUAAUAAAUUCUGAGUAUUAAACUGUUGAGUUUACAUUUGUUAGCAUCGACUGUGCGGUAGCCUGCAUGUAUUUUGAAUACCAUAUAAAGUAUUGGAUUUUAAAAUGACAUGAUUUUAAAAUGAUUUAUUUACAUUUAAUUAAUAUAACCUAUAUAGUAUUAGUAUUAAAUUUUCUCAACUAUCUGUUCAUGUCAAGUCACAUGCAAACUCUACAGUACUUUAUUCUCUAUAUAUCUAAAUUCGCUGAAUUAUAACACAAGGGUAUGUCUGUUUCUGUAAAAUAAUUGCCUUUUCUUCAGCAAAUUUAAAAUAGCAUAGGCCAAUGAUCCACGGAUAGGAUCCAGGGUAGGUCAGAAUAAAUUAUAACAGCUCCAACUUAGUCACAAUGGUACAUUAUGUAAAAUUAUCUUUUGGAAGCAAAUCACCAAUGGUGUUUUUUUUAUCAAAGUAUCUUGAAUUGAAAUUAGGCUGUGUAAUUUAUUAUGACUUACCCUGAAUCUGCCACUGGUGUAGCCACUAAACACACCAAACUUGUUCUGGUUGUAAAUGUCCAAUCCAGUAGAUUAAUACAUAUUGAGAUCAUGAACAUAUUAGUCUUAACAAAACCAGAAAUUGUGUUACAUAAAACUAUGUAAUUGACAGUAGGCAUAUUUAUGCCCAACAAUACUUUUGGAUUAAUGGCAUUCAGUAGACAGUUCUGCAUUUCCACCUUUUGGCAUCUCCUUUUCAAGGGUGUUAAAUUAAUUCUGGGUGGUUGGGAUUUGUCCAUCCAAGAGGAUCAUUAUGUAAUUGUGUCAUUUCUCCCAAUUGUGUAUUUGGACAAAUGAGAAUCUGGAUGUAGUUAUAGGAAUUUUUAGGAAAUUAACAAUAAACUAUAUUAA
Dendronephthya gigantea is the source of this 1892-nucleotide messenger RNA. RefSeq lists its product as uncharacterized. Bases 348 to 938 code for a protein of 196 amino acids. The transcript has a single exon. NCBI's taxonomy places the organism in Eukaryota, Metazoa, Cnidaria, Anthozoa, Malacalcyonacea, Nephtheidae. The record is from RefSeq and is a predicted model, not a curated record.